AGGUUAUAUGGCUCCUGAGUAUGCAAUGAGGGGUUACUUGACUGACAAGGCAGAUGUUUACAGCUUUGGAGUGGUGGCUUUAGAAAUAGUCAGUGGGAAAAGCAACACAAAUUACAGGCCAAAGGAGGAGUUUGUUUAUCUUCUUGAUUGGGCCUAUGUCCAACAAGAACAAGGAAAUCUCUUGGAACUUGUGGAUCCUAGCCUCGGCUCAAAGUACUCGAAGGAGGAGGCUAUGAGAAUGCUUAACAUAGCGCUCUUAUGCACCAACCCAUCUCCCACUCUUAGACCAACCAUGUCUUCUGUGGUGAGCAUGCUGGAGGGAAAGAUCCCGGUCCAAGCCCUGUUGGCGAAGCGCAGCUCGUCGGAGCAGGAUCCGCGGUUCAAAGCCUUUGAGAAGCUAACACAUGACAGCCAAACAGACAACUCUUCAUACUCACACGACAGCCACCAACCAGGCAUGUCUAUAGAUGGGCCAUGGAUUGAUUCCUCUGUUUCUCUCCAGAGUAGGGAUGAUAACCCGACCAACACCACGUCAAGUAGGUGUUAAGGAUCUUUAUGAUGUCGAUUUGGAAACAUGGAAAGACUAGCAAAGGAACAAGAUUUUACUUUCAUUUGGAACUCGUUUCAAAAUGAUUUUAUUUUUUAUAUAAAAAAAAAAUGAAAACGUUUUCAA
Messenger RNA from Morus notabilis, 673 nucleotides. Its product is annotated as probable LRR receptor-like serine/threonine-protein kinase At1g53440. The record is from RefSeq and is a predicted model, not a curated record. The transcript has 2 exons. NCBI's taxonomy places the organism in Eukaryota, Viridiplantae, Streptophyta, Magnoliopsida, Rosales, Moraceae. Gene Ontology annotation, biological process: protein phosphorylation. The annotation marks the transcript as partial. Gene Ontology annotation, molecular function: ATP binding; protein kinase activity.